Messenger RNA from Gorilla gorilla gorilla (western lowland gorilla), 1250 nucleotides. It is a transcript of the gene GIMAP1, whose product is annotated as GTPase, IMAP family member 1. Lineage: Eukaryota; Metazoa; Chordata; Mammalia; Primates; Hominidae. The record is from RefSeq and is a predicted model, not a curated record. Gene Ontology annotation, cellular component: endoplasmic reticulum. Gene Ontology annotation, molecular function: GTP binding. The transcript is spliced from 3 exons. The coding region runs from base 88 to 1008 and encodes 306 amino acids.
CAGCCUUCUGCACUCACAGCCGAAGGGAAAGCAGCAGGUUGGGGCUUCUUUGGCCAACUUCAGAGCCUGUCACCAGGAAAGGUAAGCAUGGGAGGAAGGAAGAUGGCGACAGAUGAAGAAAAUGUCUAUGGUUUAGAAGAGAACACUCAGUCCCGGAAGGAGUCCACGCGGAGGCUCAUCCUUGUUGGGAGAACAGGGGCCGGGAAGAGCGCCACUGGGAACAGCAUCCUGGGCCAGAGACGGUUCCUCUCCAGGCUGGGGGCCACGUCUGUGACCAGGGCCUGCACCACGGGCAGCCGCAGGUGGGACAAGUGCCACGUGGAAGUCGUGGACACUCCGGACAUUUUCAGCUCCCAAGUGUCCAAGACAGAUCCUGGCUGUGAGGAGAGAGGUCACUGCUACCUGCUCUCGGCCCCCGGACCCCACGCGCUGCUCCUGGUGACCCAGUUGGGUCGGUUCACCGCCCAGGACCAGCAGGCGGUGAGGCAGGUGAGGGACAUGUUCGGGGAGGACGUCCUAAAAUGGAUGGUCAUCGUCUUCACCAGGAAGGAGGACCUGGCCGGAGGCUCCCUGCACGAUUACGUGAGCAACACAGAGAACCGGGCCUUGCGCGAGCUGGUGGCCGAGUGCGGGGGCCGGGUCUGUGCCUUUGAUAACCGGGCCACCGGCCGGGAGCAGGAAGCCCAGGUGGAGCAGCUGCUGGGGAUGGUGGAGGGCCUGGUGCGGGAGCACAAGGGCGCCCAUUACUCCAACGAGGUGUAUGAGCUGGCGCAGGUGCUGCGCUGGGCAGGCCCUGAGGAGCGGCUCCGGCGGGUGGCGGAGCGCGUGGCAGCCAGGGUGCGGAGGAGGCCAUGGGGCGCCUGGCUGUCGGCCCGGCUGUGGAAGUGGCUGAAGUCCCCCAGGAGCUGGAGGCUGGGCCUGGCCCUGCUGCUGGGGGGCGCGCUCCUGUUCUGGGUGCUGCUCCACAGGCGGUGGUCGGAGGCCGUUGCGGAGGUCGGGCCUGACUGACAGCAGGUCCUAAAACUGAAGGCAACUUGGUUAAGAGAGGCUGAAUUCUUGGAGCUGAAGGGAAAACUUCAUUCCAACGGAAGGAAUCCUGUAGUUUCAGGCAUAGUUUUAAUGACACAGAAAACUUUGAAUGCUGCAUCAUCUUUGCAACUUUGCCAAGGCUCAGAGUUCACUUUUUAAGUUUUUAACUCAUUUUAAAUGAUGUGUAUGCAGAGUUUUAAAAUAAAUUCGUCUAACAAUAA